Molecule: messenger RNA, 3736 nt
Organism: Mugil cephalus (flathead mullet)
Lineage: Eukaryota; Metazoa; Chordata; Actinopteri; Mugiliformes; Mugilidae
Gene: tmem87a
Product: Transmembrane protein 87A-like
Exons: 20
Coding region: 93-1892 (599 amino acids)
Biological process (GO): retrograde transport, endosome to Golgi
Cellular component (GO): Golgi apparatus; membrane
Source: RefSeq, a predicted model, not a curated record
CCCGGAACCCGGAACCCGGAAGUCACCAGUUUGUUGUGAGUUGUCGCGGUGGCUCAGCUGCUGCUGCUGCUUCCUUGUUCCUGUUGGAUCUAAUGGCAAGCUCCGUAGGUCCUGGUCCGGGUUCGGGUCCGGCUCCGCGUUCGGGAUCGGGUGUGGGUCCGGGUCGGACCGGGCCGCGUAGACCCCGGUCCUCGGCCCAGCUGCUCCCGCUGCUCCUCCUGAUGCUGGCCGGUCUGGUCGGGCCGGUCGGGGCGGUGUCGGAGCCCGGACUGUGGAUCCUGAAUAUCGACAGCAAAACCCUGAGCAAACAGAACCAGUUCUACUUCCCUAAAACCCUGUUCAACCAAACCAUCAUCCGUCUGAAACCGCUGAUGCCGAAAUGUGACGCUUCGCCUCCCGUGGAGCUGGAAGUCUCCUGGUAUCUGAGGAACUCUCACUGCUACAACGAGGUCUUCAACACCAACCCGAAGCCGAGCAGCUACUUCAUGUCUAAGGAGGUGGUUCCGGGAGGAGGGAGCGGAUAUUACUCCUUCAACCAGUAUCCUCCCUUCCGCUGUGGACCGAACAUCAACUCCAGCCUGUUUGAACUGAAAGACUUAAACAAGCAAACAUGGCUGAGAGAGGCGCCGCCGGAACCGAAGCCCACAGAGAAAAGUCUGAGGAGGAGGAGGAGAGGGCUGGAGCUUCCCAAACCAAAGCCGGCGUCAGGACAGAAAAACGUCUCUUCUGCAGAAGACGCCGUGGCCGAGGCCUGGGAGGACGGACCCUACAUGUUCAUCCUGCAAGUCAAAGAGAUCAAGAGCAAGGACUCCCCCAACCCCUGGAGCAUGCAGAUCCAGAUCAGCAUGAAGGGUCCUCACGGCUUCAUCUCGGCCUCAGAGUGGCCUCUGAUGGUGUUCUACAUGGUGAUGUGCAUCGUGUACGUGCUGAUGGCCGUCCUCUGGCUGGUCCUGUCCGCCUGCUACUGGAGGGACCUGCUCCGGAUCCAGUUCUGGAUCGGGGGCGUCAUCUUCCUGGGGAUGCUGGAGAAAGCGGUUUACUACGCCGAGUUCCAGAGCAUCCGAUACGACGGCUUGUCAGUCCACGGGGCGGUCGUCUUCGCUGAGGUCCUCUCUGCUGUGAAGAGGACUCUGGCCCGAGUGUUGGUGAUCAUCGCUAGUCUGGGAUACGGCAUCGUCAAGCCCAGACUCGGAGCUCUGCUGCACAGAGUCGUCGGGGUCGGUCUCCUCUACCUGGUCUUCUCCAUCAUAGAGGGAACUCUACGGGUCAACACCGACCAAGGAGACAACACCAACAGCAGUAGUUUAUUGUGUAGCAUAGUUCUGGCCUUCACUGACUCCUGUGUGGUCUGGUGGAUCUUCGUGAGUCUGGCUCAGACGAUGAAGCUGCUGCGUCUCAGGAGGAACGUGGUGAAGCUGUCUCUCUACAGACACUUCACCAACACGCUCAUCUUCGCUGUCAUAGCGUCGGUCAUUUUCAUCCUCUGGAACAUGAGGACCUUCUGGAUGUCUAAGUGUCAGUCUGACUGGAGGGAGAAGUGGAUCUAUGACGCCUUCUGGCGCUUCCUGUUCUCCACCAUCCUAUUGGUCAUCAUGUUCCUAUGGCGACCGUCGGCCAAUAACCAGAGGUACGCGUUCAGUCCUCUGAUAGACGAGGAGGAGGAGGAGGAAGAGGAGAAGGAGCCCAUGAUGAACGAGGCUUUCGAGGGGAUGAAGAUGAGGGGCAUGAAGAACGAGACCAACGGGACGGCCAAAGGCAACAAAGUGGAUGAGGAUCUGAAGUGGGUUGAAGACAACAUCCCAUCAUCUGUUGUCGACGUCGCUCUGCCUCCGCUGCUAGACUCUGAUGAGGAGAUCAUGACGACCAAGUUCGAAAUGUCAAAGAUGGAGUGAAGCUGAGGAGGAGGAGGGACGGAGGAAGAGGAGGAGGAGGAGGAGGAGGAGGAACUCUGAGGAGUGGUGAAAAAGAAUAAUGAGUAAAGGAGAAGGAGGUGGUGGAUUAAAUGCACUCAAGGAAGGAUAAAGUGAAGGAUGGAGGAGUGUUUGCUUUACUAGUCAACUUCAUCGUGUGGUUUCAUCCCUGGAUUUAUGAGCUUUGUAAGCCUUGAUUGUACAUAACACUGGGAGCAGAUCACACACACAGAUCCUUUUUAUUUUUAAGUCCCUCUUUGUAUUCAUAUCUAUAGAAAUAUAUAUAUAUAUACAGUAUAUUUUGACAAAUCUGAUUUCCUGGUCCUCUGCUGAAGAUUAUCAAUAACGUCUCGUGUCGUCUGUGAUCGAAUCGGCCGCUUUCCUCCAGAUGUUGUCGGGUUUAAAGCCGACACACACGUUUAUCAUGGAAAGAAAAACACAAGUAAAUGCCCACGUCGGAAUUCCUUAAACCUGUUCUCAUUUCUGAUUUAACACAAAGUGAUCGGCUCCUCCUGCACCAUGUGUGUUUCACCUGUGGAAUGAAACCCUGACACACCCAGACAGUCAGUGUUUGCUGAAUCGACUUCUUAUUAUUUCUUUUUGAUCCCCUGCUUUUAAAAGCUAAACCGUGCGUCUAAAGAUUCUCCAGCUUGUUUGACUUUAACUUUGUGGCGCAGUUGACGUAAGACUUCCUUCAGUAAUGUGCUCUGAAGAGGAAGUUCGGUUUCCUGAAGAGAUUCGGUUCAUUUAGAUUGAACAAGAACAAGAUUUUCUCCAAACUAUCGUCCUCAUUGGUUCCUGAGGUUUGUGGCGUCUCUUCUGUCUCCGUCUGUCCUCACAUUCUUUAAACGAGAGGUUUUGGCUCUAACGAGAGACUCGUAGUGAGAUUUCUUAACGAGAGGAGGCAGGAAAUGGCACGUAAAUCAGGAUCUAUUGAUUUUUUUUUUGCCCAGGCUCUUUACUAUAACACCUCUGAUGGACAAACACUGGUGUUUCUAUGUUUGUGAGGACCUUCCAUUGAUAUUGAUGCAUUCCUGAGCCCUUUACCUGAGCCCCGACCUUAACCCAACUGUAACAUUGUUCCUGAAACCGACUCUUUGGACAGACUGUUAACCCUCAGCGAGUCUUGGGGCCCACAGACACUGUUUGCAUCCACAGUCUCCUUAAAUCCUUGACCCUGAACACAGCGGUGACAAAACAAACGUUAGCAUGCUAACAUGCUAACACGCUAACACCCAAGUGGCUGCUUCUCCUCAGCUUCAGAUCGUCUCGGUGUGUCAGCAGACUCUCUGUCUCAAGUCCUCUACAUUCAGCUCCCUCCAUCGUCGUCUUAUUUCCUCGUUCAUGCUCAGACUUGCAGCGUCUUUGUCUUUAAAUCCCGUCCCCUCCGUCUUUGCCCAAAAUGUCCUGCACAGCCUGCAGCUCCCUUCAGCCUGCAACCGCUCGCUUCAUACCCAAAGAUAAAAAAAAAAAUUAAAAAAACAGUAUAAAUUAUCAAUGAGGGCUGAAGAUAAAGUUAUGGUUUAAUGUUUCAUCUUAAAUUGAGUGUGAUGAAGCCUCCAGACUUCUUCCCCUCUGCAGAUCUCCAGUAUUUAUUCCGAGGGCUACUUUAGAUUUAGAUGAGAGCAGUUUCCAGUAAUGAAACCCCGUCCUGUUCAUGUGGAGCCAGACGCCAGUCACACCUGUUUGUAAAGGCUUCAUGAUUAUCUGUUUGAAAGAUUUUGUAUCAGCGUUGAAGUUAAACUCUAGACUAAAACGUCUCUGUAAAUUACUGUCGCUGUUUUGAUUUGUAAAUAAAUUUAAAAAAUGAUCAAGAAAAACCUGAA